Molecule: messenger RNA, 4472 nt
Organism: Owenia fusiformis
Lineage: Eukaryota; Metazoa; Annelida; Polychaeta; Sabellida; Oweniidae
Source: the annotation of a GenBank genome assembly
AUGCAGCUCGCUGAUGGAGGAAAAAGAAAGGGAUGGGGUAGCGAUGAUCAUAGAGGUGGAAGGCGAGGAAGUGUCACGACUAACAGCCCAGCGUUAAGUGUUGGUUCCAGCGCUUGCUCUGAAUUAGAAGCACUCGUAGACGACGAUGAAGGGGUACGAACACCUCCGCCAACGCUACCAAAACAUGGACACGAGAGAGCAAACCAUCAGCGGGGAAACAGUGUCGAUUUAGGAUACAAUUCCCUCUGUGAUCAGGAAACAUCCCCUUCUAAUUUUAAAAGGAAUUCAAAUCAGAGACAAGGACAGACAAUCCAAAUGACACAAAAGACAGCAUCAGUGCCACAACGUAUCCCAAAUCGCUACAGCAGCGAGCAAACGGAGCACAUGGGCUACGCACCGUCCCCGCCGGAAAACGCAAAGCCUUCCAACGUGCUAAGCGUGAAUCAAGUAAGAAGCAUGGUCCAAAUGAGGCGGAGGGUGAGGAAAGUGCACCUGCCACCAAACGAUGGUUUAACCCUAUGUGAGAGGAUACUUCUACACAGACAUCUUAUUAAUGAAGGGAAAAUCCCUCCACAGCCAAAGGGAGUUGUCUGGAAUACGGUCAAAGAGGGUUCGAGUCAUCAAGCGGUUGUAACAACACAAACCUCUACGGAUGAUCCAGCAGAAUACCCUGAUGGGGACUCCUCUGAUUUAGAGACCGAGGAGUCUUCCGAGGAUGAAUCUGAGACGGACGACAGCGAAGAAGAGGAAUCGUCGCAAGAGGAAUCUUCCGAGUAUGACUCAUCCGUCGAGGAAUCAGAUUCUGAAUCGAGAUAUUCAAGCGCCCAGAGUCACCAAAGUAAAAAGAGUACGGUCAGUAGUGUAUCGUCCUAUGCAACUGCUAAGAGACAUUUGAGCGUAUCGUCUGCUGACUCCUAUAGUGCUGACAUAGCCCCAGUAGCAAAUGAGAUACGUCACACAACGAUACACCAAACUGUCGAGCAUCAUCAUCAUCAUCAUCACACACAUAGUCCAAAGCAGCAACGUAGACAUGAAGAGAGAGUUCAUGUUUUGAGUGAGUCUCAAACUAUAAAACAUAGCCCAACCUUGAAAAGAAACAAUAGCUCCAAGGCAGAAUCUGUUAAAUCGGGAACUAAAAGUGAAAAUUCCAAGAAAAUUGUGAAAGAGGAAAUUGAAAUGAAAAGAGUUAAAAAGAAAUCCGCAAAAAAAUCUGCAAAACAUGUCAAGGAAAUUAUAGAUCAAGAGGUGGAUUCUAAUACACAUACCAAUGUCGUAGUUAAGUCCUCUUCGAGUGCUAAAGAAAGAAAGAAAAACAAAGAACGCAGUGUCAAACGAGUAAAGUCAGAAAAUUUUAUAAACAUUGAUAGUGAGGAGCAAACUACAAACGAGAGUAUUACAAAAGACGCCUGGACAAAGAACACGGAAACAAAGGAAAGUUCCAAAGGAAAUGGAAAAAAAUCUGGUAAACGGAAAAGAACAGCUACAAAGCAAACAGAAGAUCAUGACAAGCAACAAGAACUGUUCCACAAACGAAGUGACAAAGAUGAACAGUUUGGAGACUCUAAAAUCGUCAUUCAGCAUAAUGAAUCUGCUGAAAUUGCUGAAAAUGUACAUUCCCGAAAACAAGAACAUAUCAAUCAAAAGAACAGUGAAAAUGACCCUCCAAAAAAGUACAUUAAAGCCUGGAAUGAUGAUGAUGGCAUGGAAACCCCGAAUCAGCUAAAGGAAAAAUAUAAGAAUAAGACAACUGCAAAUACUAAAAACGAAACUAAAUAUAAAUCCGUCAAAAAUGAGAAAAGCAGAGAUAGUCCUACCAUUGAUUUAAAAGCUGACAUUGACACCAAAAGAGAAAGUAAAACAAAUACUAAGAAAACCAAGCAAAAUGACAAUGUUGGUAUAAAAGCAGAUAUAGAUGUCAAUACAGAUAUCAAAACUUCUGCUAAGAAAUCGAAGAGACGUGACAGUGUUAAAGAAGACGUUGAUGUCAAGACAGAAACUGUGGAUUCUGCUAAGAAAACUAAGCAAAUUGACAAUGUUGAUAUUGACAUUGCUGUUAAAAAGAACAUUAAGAAAUCUGCUAAGAAAUCAAAACAAAAAGCCAAUGUUGACAAAAAGCUAGAUAUUGAUAUCAAAACAGACACUGAAACUUCUAAGAAAGCAAACCAAAAUGAAAGUGUUGAUAUCAAGGCAGACAUCGAUGUCAAAACAGAAGCUAAAACGUCUAAGGAAGCAAACCAAAAUGAAAGUGUUGAUAUCAAGGCAAACAUCGAUGUCAAAACAGAAGCUAGAACGUCUAAGGAAGCAAACCAAAAUGAAAGUGUUGAUAUCAAGGCAAACAUCGAUGUCAAAACAGAAGCUAGAACGUCUAAGGAAGCAAACCAAAAUGAAAGUGUUGAUAUCAAGGCAAACGUUGAUGUAAAACCAGAAGCUAAAACGUCUAAGAAAGCAAAACAAAAUGAAAGUGUUGAUAUCAAGGCAGACAUCGAUGUCAAAACAGAAGCUAAAACGUCUAAGGAAGCAAACCAAAAUGAAAGUGUUGAUAUCAAGGCAAACAUCGAUGUAAAGCCAGAAGCUAAAACGUCUAAGAAAGCAAACCAAAAUGAAAGUGUUGAUAUUAAGGCAGACAUCGAUGUCAAAUCAGAAGCUAAAACGUCUAAUAAAGCAAACCAAAAUGAAAGUGUUGAUAUCAAGGCAGACAUCGAUGUAAAAACAGAAGCUAAAACGUCUAAGAAAGCAAACCAAAGUGAAAGUGUUGAUAUCAAGGCAGACAUCGAUGUCAAAACAGAAACUAAAACGUCUAAGAAAGCAAACCAAAAUGAAAGUGUUGAUAUCAAGGCAGACAUCGAUGUAAAAACAGAAGCUAAAACGUCUAAGAAAGCAAACCAAAAUGAAAGUGUUGAUAUAAAAACAGACAUUGAUAACAAAGCAGAGAAAGAAACUUUUAAGAAAUCAAAACAAAAAGACAACGUUGAUAAAAAGGCAGGCGUUGAUGUCAAAGCAGACACUGAAACGUCUAAGAAAGCAAAACAAAAUGAGAGUAUUGAUAUAAAAGCGGGCAUUGAUGCCAAAGCUCCCGUUAAGAAAUUAGAGCAAAAUGAUAAUCUUGAUAAAAAGGCAAAUAUUGAUUUCGAAUCAGAAACGCAAUCAUCUGCUAAAAAGGUCAAACAAAAUGCAGACAAUAAAGCAGAGAAUGAGAUAGUAGCUCAGUCUACAACCCAAGCAGUGGACAUAAGUAUUGACAAAAUAGCUGCUGUCGAAAUCCAAAAUGAUAAAAAUAACUCUAAUGAUACUACUGUUGAGAUACAGGCCAGUAUUACAGUUGAAAAUGAUGGGAACGAAGACCCUGAUAAUGAGCCUAGUAAGCCUGAUUCAAACGUUGACUUAAAAAGUGGAAACAUUGAUGUUGAUAUAUCAGCAGAUGUUGAUGAGAACUCCGAUGACGAAGCAACAAAUGUGGAGGUAAAUAUGGUAAAAAAUGAUGAUACAACAUCGGACGAUCUUUCUUCGACACAUCUUGAUCCUGAUGUCGAUAGCAAUGCUGGUGACUUUACAAACAAAGAGGAUGCUACUCUGGAGUCAAAGAACAACAUCCAUAUUGAUGCAGAUAUCAAUCAGAAGCCAGACAUGGAAGAUCCUAUUCAAACUGCUGAAGGGGAAACACCAGAAAUUGAUGCAGUUGAUCUUGCUGUUUCUGCAGACCUAGCUGACUCUGAAUCUGGCAGUACAUCCUCUUCGACAGAACCAAAAAGUAAACCACCCUCAGCAAAAUCAGAAAUCAAAUCUACUUUAGCCACAGCCCCGUUAACAAAUCAAAAAAGUAAACCUCCAUCGGCAAAGGCAGAAAAUAAACCCCCUUCCACAAAAUUAGAUAGGAAACCGCCCUCCGCAAAAUCAGAAAGCAAGCCAUCCUCAACUAAACCAGAAAUUAGCCCUGAGUCAGCCAAAACGAACGACAAACAAGAUACUUCUGUUGAAACCCCAACAAAUGAAUCACCUCCGCCAUCUAAGACGGACGCACCUCCUCCAAAAAGACCUAAAAAGGAUCUGGUAAAAGAUAGCAAAUCAAAACGGGAACCAGUACAAGAGGACCCAUCCAUUGCAGCAACAAUAAGGGCGUUGGACAAGCGGGCAGAUCAAAAUCUGCAAUCAAUACUAAACCCCAAAGAAGACGUUGAUAUCGUUAACAAGCUGCUGAAAGAUGGCAAAAUGUCGGAUGAUGAUAUAGAUGCGCUAGAAAAAUCAAUAACUCCUAUACCAGAUGAACCUGAUAUUGAUGACGAAACUCUUGAUAAACUAAUUAAUGGUGAUUUCAGUAAAGAAUUAGAUGACUUUUUACACCAGGUGUAAAUAGUCACGACACCGCAGCAGUGCUAUUGGAAUGUACAGUGCUCAGUGUUGCCAGUGGCAUGACAUCCAUUGUUAUUUAUUGAUAUCCUAGUAUCUUUUGAAUUUGAACAGCAGUAAUAUUGCGC